Messenger RNA from Durusdinium trenchii, 567 nucleotides. The record is from the annotation of a GenBank genome assembly. NCBI's taxonomy places the organism in Eukaryota, Dinophyceae, Suessiales, Symbiodiniaceae.
AUGUUCCAGACUAUGCAGGCGGUGAAUCACGUGCACAAGCACGGCUACUUUCACCGCGACAUGAAGCCUGAGAACCUUUUGGUCAGUGGUGACACUGUGAAACUGGCUGACUUCGGCUUGGCGCGAGAAAUCCGAGCGCGUCCGCCCUUCACCGACUACGUGUCGACCCGGUGGUAUCGAGCUCCAGAGGUUCUUCUGAGGAGCUCGAUUUACAACUCACCGCUAGACAUUUGGGCCUGUGGAGGCAUCAUGGCAGAGCUUUACACGCUCAGGCCGCUUUUUCCUGGCUCCUCUGAGAGCGAUCAGCUCUACAAGAUCUGCUCUGUACUUGGCACGCCCACGACGGUCAGUUGGCCGGAGGGCUUCAAGCUCGCAUCGCAGAUCGGCUAUCGCUUUCCGCAGCAGUUUGUGCCGACGCGUCUGGAGACGCUGGUGCCUCAAGCCAAUGCGGAAGGCAUCCAGCUCAUGCAGGCCAUGAUGCACUGGGAUCCCAAUCGAAGAGGUUCCGCGGCCAAGAUUCUUCAUCACCCCUACUUUGAGGCCUGGCCAAUCUCACCCGCGCUUUGA